CUUCUUACAAGCCUAGCCCGUCUGAGCCUUCUGAUCGUCCCUCUAAUUUGGUUCUGGACGAGGGUUAUGCAUGGAGGACGUUCAAAGGGAUCGUCACUGAUCAUGAAGUUAACGAAUGUUACAACAUGUCAGUGAAGGAGUUUGAGCGUUCUGGCAUCCAUGACCUUUUCAAGGCUAUGUCAAAGUUUUAUACAGCGACUUGCCAGGCCAAGGAGCUUGCUACAGAGGCCAAGACUGCCAAGGAUAAGGCUAAGGAGCUAAGCCAUGAGGUCUUAUCCAAGAAGGGGGAGGUCAUUAGGUUGACCGAGGACUUUAAUCGUCUGCUGGGAAGCGAGACGAAGCUGAAGAACGAUGUUGAGGAGCUCAAAGCUGACAACUUAGAGAAGGAUACCCGCAUCGUCCAUCUAGAAGGACAAGUUGCAGAGCUUACCUCGUCCUUGGAGAAGGCACGUGAAGAAGCAAUUGCUGCUUUUAAGAAGUCUGACGAGUAUAAGAAUCGUCUAGACAGUCAUUAUGCAGCUGGUUAUGAAGACUUCCGUGCUGAUGCCAAAGACGCGUAUCCUGAUUUGGACUUUAACUCGUUCAAGCUUCCUCUUGCUACAGAGAGUUCUGUGUUGCAGACGAGUUCCGAGGACGUCAACAUCAUGGACGAUGCUAACACUGAAGUUACUCAGGACGAACCCAAGUGAAGUCUAUUUCCUUAGAGAAUUUGUUUUUAUUUGCUUUUCAUGGAA
This is a messenger RNA of Quercus robur (English oak), 734 nucleotides long. RefSeq lists its product as uncharacterized. Bases 126 to 689 code for a protein of 187 amino acids. NCBI's taxonomy places the organism in Eukaryota, Viridiplantae, Streptophyta, Magnoliopsida, Fagales, Fagaceae. The record is from RefSeq and is a predicted model, not a curated record. The transcript has 2 exons.